This is a messenger RNA of Adineta steineri, 222 nucleotides long. The record is from the annotation of a GenBank genome assembly. Lineage: Eukaryota; Metazoa; Rotifera; Eurotatoria; Adinetida; Adinetidae.
AUGAAUAAAGUUUAUAAAAAUAUAAUUAAAAGUGUGGAAAAAAGUGAUCAAGAACCAGAACAAUCUAUUGAAAUACAAUUGUCAGAAUCAAUACUUCUUCCUAUGAUACCGCUACCUACAACAACAUCUUCAAAAUCAUUACCAUUGCAACUACCAUCAGUUGUAUCUGCAUCAUAUGCAGAAUCAAAGCGUAUAACACAUGUACUCACAACCAUCAUCUAA